ACUUUUCCAUUAAAAUAAAAAUAAAAAUAAAAAUAAGCGACAUAUAUUCGCUUUCUCUUCUCUCUCCCGCCACUCUGCAAGCUGGGGCGACGGAAAUGGAGGUUCGACCGACGAUCAUGGUAACCAACGACGACGGCAUUGACGCUCCUGGCUUGCGCGCAUUAAUUCGUGUCCUCGUCUCCACCAAGCUUUACCAUGUUCGAGUCUGUGCACCUGCUUCGGAACAAUCAGCUAUUGGCCAUGGGAUCACUUGGCGGCAUCCUAUCUCUGCCAAGCAAGUGGAGAUUGAGGGAGCAACAGCUUUUGCAGUUGCUGGCACGCCAGCUGAUUGUUCUUCUUUGGGAAUCUCAGAUGCACUGUUUCCAUCAAUUCCUGACCUGGUACUUAGUGGCAUUAAUAUGGGAAGUAACUGCGGUUAUCAUAUUGUUUACUCUGGGACUGUAGCUGGGGCUCGAGAAGCAUUCUUCAAUAGUGUACCAGCAAUAUCUCUGUCAUAUGAUUGGGUUGGAGGUGUGAGCAAUAUUGACGACUAUGGUCUAGCUGCUGAAGCGUGUCUACCUAUCAUAAAUGCAGUGCUAGCGGAGAUAAAAAACAAAACCUAUCCACAAAGAUGCUUUUUGAAUAUAGAUCUGCCCACAAAUAUUCGGUGUCACAAGGGUUACAGACUGACAACCCAGGGUAAGAGUAUCUUUAAAAUGGGUUGGAAGCAAGUUACUUCCACCGCCCGAGGAAAACUGUUGUCAACAAUGGAGAUGGAUAUGGACUCAUCAGAGUCUCAAGAGGUCAGUUCUUCGGCAGUGUCUCAAGGCCAACGAUUAUUUAGGAGAGUGGCAAUAGAACACUCAAUUGAGGAUAGUGAUAACGACAUUCGAUCUCUCCAAGAUGGAUAUAUAUCAGUUACUCCUCUGGGUGCAAUCUCGCCUGCGGAGGCAGAAUGUCAGAGAUACUUCAAAGAUUGGCUUCCUGGUGUCAUGGAGCGCGCUUUUUCAGCCUUGUAAUCUUCCAAUUCUCAUAAUCAUGACAUCCAUUUGUUUCAUAAAUAGUUUUUACUCUCUUUUUUUUUAUUAUUGUUAUCAAGCCAUGUUUUCGCUUGUUGAGGUUUUGCUGUGACGAUAGAUUGCUCUGAAGUCUUAAUCUGUAUUGAUAAAGGUAACAUGAAUUAUGUUGCAAAAUCCAUAUCUUAAUAUUCUUUCA
Molecule: messenger RNA, 1194 nt
Organism: Spinacia oleracea (spinach)
Lineage: Eukaryota; Viridiplantae; Streptophyta; Magnoliopsida; Caryophyllales; Amaranthaceae
Exons: 9
Coding region: 96-998 (300 amino acids)
Cellular component (GO): cytosol
Molecular function (GO): nucleotidase activity
Source: RefSeq, a predicted model, not a curated record